Messenger RNA from Aegilops tauschii subsp. strangulata, 546 nucleotides. The record is from RefSeq and is a predicted model, not a curated record. Lineage: Eukaryota; Viridiplantae; Streptophyta; Magnoliopsida; Poales; Poaceae.
AUGGGGGAGACCUCCCCCUUGACCAAGGCCGACAUCCUCCGCAUCUUUCCUGACAACGACGAGGCCGACGCCCCCCAGGAGAAGGGAGAGCCGCCCAUGAUCCCGACGAGGGGCCCGCCGACGCCUGCGGCGAAGAAGAGGAAGGAGGGGGCGGUGGUGCCGCUCGGCACCGGCCUGCCUGCUCCGGCUGCGUCUCCCUCCAUGGAGAAGGGCAGCGUUGGUGCUCAUGUCUCUCCAGCUCGGUCGUCCUCGCGAGGCCUGGGGGAGAAUCCUCAGGAGGAGUCAGCCCCCGUGGCCCCGCUGGCUCCGGAGGCACCAGCGUCUGGCUCGGCUGCUGAGGUCUCCAGGGCUCAGGAGCCCCCAGUCUCCCAGGCUAUGGUGAUGAUACCUUAUCCUCCUCCUCCCGCUGCACCGCUGCUCCCAAGUCCUUCCGCCUCCUCUGACGUCUUGGAGCGCGCUCUUUCUGAGAUGACCCGGCUGCGAGAAGAUCUUCAGGGCGCCGACCCCCUCCUGGUGGCUGGGCGCCUGGAGCUAGUCUCUGGCUAG